Messenger RNA from Cataglyphis hispanica, 2985 nucleotides. RefSeq names its product elongation of very long chain fatty acids protein 4-like. The transcript has 7 exons. Bases 475 to 1437 code for a protein of 320 amino acids. Lineage: Eukaryota; Metazoa; Arthropoda; Insecta; Hymenoptera; Formicidae. Gene Ontology annotation, biological process: very long-chain fatty acid biosynthetic process; fatty acid elongation, polyunsaturated fatty acid; fatty acid elongation, saturated fatty acid. Gene Ontology annotation, molecular function: fatty acid elongase activity. The record is from RefSeq and is a predicted model, not a curated record. Gene Ontology annotation, cellular component: endoplasmic reticulum membrane.
GCACCCUCGGCGAUCGGAGGAAAGGCCAGGAGUAGAGCAUUGCUCCGUGUUUUUCUCGAGAGAGAGACGCGACGAGAGAAGCGCGAUGUCGCAAGUGUGAAAGCUAAUUAUUACAAAACGAUACGUGACGCGUUACUCUCGAUUCCGCGAGCUUUAUUGAGGAUCGCUGUCGGUCGAGGUCCGUCCGCGAGUGAGUGGUUGACGAUGGAUGACGGUGAAUGUUGAACGACGCGCUACAUCUGAGAUUGUUCGGUCAAGAUCGACGGCGAGUUGGCGCUGUGUAGAUUGACCUCUUCGAAUGAGAGAGUCGCGAAUUAAUAGGAGAUUGCCGUGCCGUUGCAAUUGCGGCGGUUGCAUCCUCGUCGACGAGGAUUAUCGCUUCGAAACGGAAGGUCGCGUGUGACCGACCUUCGGAUUACUCGUCGUGGAUCACUCGUUGGAGAAAUCAGCGGAGAACAACGAUACUCUUGGGCGAUGGCGAGCCUCAUUAAUUCCACAGCGCAAUUCAUUAGCGAUGCAUACGACUACUACCUCUGGACUCUGUCCCUCGCAGACGAGAGGACGAGAGGAUGGUUACUGGUUGAUUCGCCGCAACCAACGUUAAUAUACACGCUGUUAUACCUUCUCAUUGUUUGGGCGGGUCCUAAGAUCAUGAAGAAGCGAAAAGCUUUCAAAUUAACAUGGGCGCUGGUGCCCUAUAACCUUGCCAUGGCCUGUCUCAAUGCUUAUAUUGCCAUUCAAUUAUUCGUGGCAUCCACGAGAUUACGAUACAGUUACGUGUGUCAGCCAAUAAGGCAUAUCACGCGUCCUGAUGAACUUCAGAUUGCUCACGCGGUUUGGUGGUACUACUUUAGCAAGCUUCUGGAAUUUUGCGACACGUUCUUUUUCAUCUUGCGGAAGAAGGACAAUCAGUUGAGCUUCCUUCAUGUUUAUCAUCACUCCACCAUGUUCUCGUUGUGGUGGAUCGGUAUCAAAUGGGUACCGAGCGGUUCUACUUUUCUGCCAGCCAUGGUAAAUAGCUUCAUCCACGUGCUGAUGUACUCGUACUACGGGCUCGCCGCAUUAGGCCCCUCAGUGGCCAAGUACCUCUGGUGGAAGAAAUACUUGACAAUCCUCCAGCUCAUCCAGUUUACGAGCGCGCUGAUUCUGGGCAUCAACGGCAUCCGGUCCGGAUGCGACUUCCCUCUCUGGAUGCAAUACGCACUCGUGAUCUACAUGCUCUCCUUCAUCGUUCUAUUCGGGAACUUCUAUGCCAAAGCUUACAUCGCAAAGGGUAAACAGGCGUACGUGGACAAGCGGCUGAAGAGGAUAAAAGCCGCCAAGGAGACGUCAAUGAAUACGCAGCUGACUGUUGACGCAACGCACAGCAACGGAACAAGCGCGAACGGACACGCGAACGGUUACACGAACGGGGUGAUCAAGAGAAAGAUCCAGUGAAUCUUCUUCUGAGAAUCUUUCGAGAAUCCGACGAUGCACGAUGCUCGCGACACACAAUAAAAGAAAAUUUAGUCACGUACGUUAGUAAUCUAGUAAUCGGCGACGAUCAGUAUCGACGAUAGUUUAUAACGUAAGAAAAAAAAAAAGAAAGAAACGAAACAAAAAAAAGUAAGCGGGAAAGAAAAACGGGGAUUUUAUUCUGUGUUCGCGAAGCAACGUGAUCAGCAAUGUGAUUCCAAAGUUAUCGACACGCGAUUUCUCCUUCAACUCAGUCAGCUCAAUCAACUGUACAUUCGCGACGCUGAUUUCUCAGCAUGAUUGUAUAUAUUAAGGGAUACAUACAUACCAGAGGCACUCUACUGGAGUAAAUAGUGAUUAGCGCGACAGGUCUUACACAUAUUGGGGGGAGCCUGAAACUCGAAAGGGUUCUACGUAAAUAGCAGAAUAUGGUCAAAAAAAAAAAAAUAAAUAAAUAAAUAAAUAAAAAAUCCGAGCAAACAAACUUAAGAAAUCUUUCUCUAUAAUAAAGAUUAUUUAAAACAGUAACGAAAAGAAAGAUACAUAUGCGUAAGAAAUAGAUAAAUAGAUUGGCGAAAAGUCUAAUUAUCUGUGGAUGGACAGAUGAAAAAAAAAAAAAAAUUACCGAUGUCUCUUUUUUUUUUGUUUAUGUCAUAGGAAGAUUCGAGUUGCAUCUGCUGUAAGAGAACAAAAGAGAGAGCCCUACUCGAAAUUUAACACGUUCGACUUCUGAUACGUUUGCAAUAAAAUGUAUGCGAAAUAUUAGACACGUGUUAGUUCAAUUAAAUUUCGCGAACGAUAUCACGAACGAGUUUUGUAUGCAUAAACGUUAAAGAAAUAUUAACAAUAACGCGCAAAAAGCCUAUAAUGGAAUUAAUUUUCAACUGAUUGUAAUUAUUGUUCAACUAAGAAUCGCGAGAGAAUUCGACUGUUUUUAUUAAACAAUUACACACAUUUGGAUAAACGAUAGAUUUCUUAUUCGUUUCUAAACGACGUAUAUUUUUAAACAAAAACCACCUAUCCAUCGGUUAGACGCAGAUUUUUAUACGGACAUUUUUCUACAACGAAUAAUCCAGGUGUGUAUAUAUGCAAAUGACGCGUUUUUGUCAGUGAAAAUUGCAGUGAAAAUUAUGAUAGCAAGAAAAUUGUACAAUGGAAGAUAAAUGGAAAGAAAUCUUGCAGAAAGCAGAGAAAACGUUCAUAUCACGAUGUGUUUUCUCUCAUUCGCGUAGAUCUGCUUUUUAUUUACAGUGUGAUUCGUAUUUUUAUCCUAUGAAUUUACAGAUAUAGGAACUCUUAGCCCUUAUAUAAGUUACAAGAUAACCAUUUUGCGAUGAUAGUUUAUUAUUACUUGCGAAUCGUGUGUUUCCCUUUAAUAUACAUAUUCCUCAAUCUUUUUUAGGUAAUUAUAUUAUUGUUAAUAUGUUUAUCUUAUUAUCACAUUCACAUAAUGUAACGGAUGAUGCAAUUGUUAUAAAAAUGGCAUUGCUGCGCAAUGCUUGAAAAAAAUAAUGCAUUAUGUUAAUGAUU